UUAAGGGUUUAUCUUAGCUGCACAUAUAGAGAUUAUAACGAACACGCUUUACUUAUAUAUUUCAGCUAAAAUGUCAGCAUAUUUUUUCCAAUAACUAUCCGGUUACAUUAUUAUAAAUUUGUACAUCAUGCUCAAACGUGUGUUGCUCAUCUGUUUCUUUAUACUACUUCUGAAUGAAGCAUCUGCGCAGGAAGUAGUUCAGGGUUUUAUUGGAGGUGCUGCAGUUUUGCCGUGCCAUCCUGGGAACAGAAAACUUGUAGUCAUCACUGCACACUGGAGAUAUGACGACAGGAAGAAUGUUUACGAUAUACUAAAUGGCCAAGGGAUGACUACGGAGCAGGACCCAGAGUACAAGGGCAGAACUGUAACGUUCCCUGCAGAGUAUUCGAAAGGAAACUUCUCCCUCAAGCUUGGGAAUCUUCAGAAAAGUGAUGAAGGGUCGUACUGCUGCUUCAUCCCUGAGUUUAAUCUCAAUGAAUGCGUAAAUCUUCAAGUCAAAGAGAAACCAAGUGGAAUCCAAAAGCCAGGUUCUAAUGGUGGAGUUGAAACCACAGCAUGGAGGAUUGUACCUCUGUUAAUUCCUCUCUUCUCUACAUUAUUACUAUUUUCAGUGCUGACCACACAAAUUACUAACUACACUAAUUGUAACUACACUAAUUAUAACUACCUAUAA
Messenger RNA from Cyprinus carpio (common carp), 673 nucleotides. RefSeq names its product myelin-oligodendrocyte glycoprotein-like. Gene Ontology annotation, cellular component: external side of plasma membrane. Gene Ontology annotation, biological process: immune response; T cell costimulation; cellular response to lipopolysaccharide. The record is from RefSeq and is a predicted model, not a curated record. NCBI's taxonomy places the organism in Eukaryota, Metazoa, Chordata, Actinopteri, Cypriniformes, Cyprinidae.